AUGGAUUGUGAGCCGCGCAUGACUUUGCUCAAUCCACCGUAUACAAUUAUAUUUGGUGGAUUAUUCAUCGUCUUCGCAUUGAUUGGAAUAGUAUCCAACAUCGUGGCUUUAAAGAUCAUUAACGUGCCUAUCGUGAAAACACCAACAAAUAAAUUGCUGAUGUCAUUGGUUAUUUCAAACCUUUUAGCUGCACUUAUUUUGAAGCCCAUCUUUGUAUUGCAGCUGUUUAAUCAUUCAAUGAUCAUGAACUGUUAUGUUGAUAUCUUAAGACGCUACUUGUGUAUACUUUUACCUGGCUCAGCUACAUUACUGAUAACUGUUAUUGCGUAUGAUCGCUGUAUUUUACUGACCCGAUUAAACGACUACGAAAGACACAUGACACGAAGAAAGUUUGUCACAUUAACAGCGUUUUGUUUUAUAUUUCCAGCACUUGUGCCAUUUUUAGGUGCAUUUGGAGAUGUUGCGUAUUUGGGUGUGGCACUUUUUUCAACUAUCGGAUCCUUUUUAUUAAUGAUUUUAGCGUUUUAUUUUAUAAAGAAAGCUAUAAAGAAACAUAAUAUAAUGAUGAUAAAACACCAUCGCGAGGCUACGUUGUAUGCAAAUAUGGUGAACAACAGACACAAAGAACAACAAAGAAGGGAAAUGGUUCACGUUAAGCUAUCUAGAUUUGUAUUGUUACUGAUUAUUGUUAAUUCUUUCUGCAUGUCGUUUAGCAACGCGUGGAUUCUGUUAAAUUUAACUGAUAAAAACUACAACUUCAUGGAUACUAUAGUUCAUCAACGUUUUUACUUAGUGGCGAUGACCGUACUUUGUGUAAACGCAUGCAUCAAUCCGUUCAUUUAUUUUUUAAAACAUCCAGAAUUCAAAACGACCUUACGUGAGUUACUUCACAAGUAA
Messenger RNA from Hydractinia symbiolongicarpus, 897 nucleotides. Its product is annotated as opsin Rh6-like. Gene Ontology annotation, cellular component: membrane. Gene Ontology annotation, molecular function: G protein-coupled receptor activity. Gene Ontology annotation, biological process: G protein-coupled receptor signaling pathway. The transcript has a single exon. The coding region runs from base 1 to 897 and encodes 298 amino acids. Lineage: Eukaryota; Metazoa; Cnidaria; Hydrozoa; Anthoathecata; Hydractiniidae. The record is from RefSeq and is a predicted model, not a curated record.